GUUUGCUUUGCAUUCAUGGCUUCUGUGACGGCGAAAGCGAACUCUGCGAAAGUGACGAAAGGGAAGAAAGCGUCUGCUCCGAAGGUGCCUCGAGCACAUCCUCCUUACGUUGAGAUGAUUACGGAUGUGAUUGUGGCGAUGAAGGAGAGGACUGGUUCGAGCCAGUACGCGAUUGCGAAGUUCAUCGAAGAGAAGCAAAAGGCUCAUCUGCCGCCGAAUUUCAAGAAGCUUUUGCUCGUUCAGUUGAAGAAGCUCGUCGCAUCUGAGAAGCUUGUGAAGGUUAAGAACUCGUUCAAGCUGUCUUCGGCGGCGAAGCCUGUAUCAGCCGCUGUCAAGAAGGCUCCUGCUGCGGCGGCGACAGUGAAAGUUCCCGUGAAGAAGACGGUUGUUGUGAAGGCGAAGGCGAAGGCUGUAGGCGGUGCGAAGGUUGUAGGCGGUGCGAAGGCGAAGGGUGUUACGCCGGUGAAGACAAAGAAGGUUGCGCCGAAGCCAAAGGCCGUGUCGAAGCCGAAGAAAGCUGCGAAGACAGCGACGGUGAAGUCGCCGGGGAAGAAGGUGGCGUCGAAGAAGGGGAGGAAGUGAGGAGGUAGUGUAUAGAAAAUUCGAGCUGACUAG
Messenger RNA from Camellia sinensis, 615 nucleotides. RefSeq lists its product as uncharacterized. Gene Ontology annotation, molecular function: double-stranded DNA binding; structural constituent of chromatin; nucleosomal DNA binding. Gene Ontology annotation, biological process: nucleosome assembly; negative regulation of DNA recombination; chromosome condensation. Gene Ontology annotation, cellular component: nucleus; nucleosome. Lineage: Eukaryota; Viridiplantae; Streptophyta; Magnoliopsida; Ericales; Theaceae. The record is from RefSeq and is a predicted model, not a curated record.